GUCUGACUUCCCGUUGAACAAAUAAACCAACAUGUCUACCUUCGCUUUCUUCCUCCUUUGCGUCCAAGCUUGCUUGGUUCAGAAUGUAUACAGCCAGUGCCUAUAUGGUGGUAUUGGACCAGGUAUCGCCGGCCCAGCCCUAGCCUGUGAAGCCGGUCUUGCUGGCCCAGCCGCAUUGGGCUGGGGUGCUGGCCUCGCUCCCGCUGCCAUUGCCGCUUAUCCCGGAUGCGCUGCUUACGGUGGUGCUGGUGUCGGUGAUGUAGGAGUAGCUGGUGAGAUGGGCGUCGCUGGUACUACUCUGGUUGCCGGUCAGGUACCGAUUCUAGGUGCUGUUGAGUUCGGAGGUAUUGUGCCUGCCGCUGGAACUGUCUCCAUUUCUGCUAGCUGCGGCUGUGACUGCAACGGUGCAUACCUCUACUAA
This is a messenger RNA of Nymphalis io (European peacock), 421 nucleotides long. RefSeq names its product chorion class CA protein ERA.1-like. The transcript has 2 exons. Gene Ontology annotation, cellular component: egg chorion. Gene Ontology annotation, biological process: chorion-containing eggshell formation; multicellular organism development. The coding region runs from base 32 to 421 and encodes 129 amino acids. Gene Ontology annotation, molecular function: structural constituent of egg chorion. The record is from RefSeq and is a predicted model, not a curated record. NCBI's taxonomy places the organism in Eukaryota, Metazoa, Arthropoda, Insecta, Lepidoptera, Nymphalidae.